This is a messenger RNA of Brugia pahangi, 2601 nucleotides long. The record is from the annotation of a GenBank genome assembly. Lineage: Eukaryota; Metazoa; Nematoda; Chromadorea; Rhabditida; Onchocercidae.
AUGACUACAAAAAACGGAUCUGAUUAUCUUGGUGAUGGACGGGAUCUUUAUAGUAGCCAAUGUGGCGAAAAUAGCGGUGAUACAAUCCAGCUAGAAUCAUCCGAUGAAAGCUUUGAAAAUGAAAAUACUAGAGGUGGUAGAUUUUGGCAAUUGAUGCGUGCCUGUGCGCAACGAAAAGUCAGAGUGCACUCAUAUUCAUUCCGUCAUCAGCAAUUCUGCACGAUUGGUAACGUUGUACUUCAUAGCAAGGCUAGAACGAACUUGAGAAAGCAUUUCGAUAGCAGUGAUGUAUAUUACUAUGAUGUCGCUAGUGUGAUUCAACUCUGUAACGUUAUUAAAACUUCAACUUAUGAGAAAUACUUAAAAAGGCUUUCUAAGCAGAAAUUCAAAUGUCUUGCUGUUGCUGAGUCAAUUUUUCAGCAGCUGAAGCCUUAUUUGCUGGGUGAAACUGAAGCACAACCUUCUGCGAUUGAUCCAAAUGGACCUGUGCCAUUGUUGAAAGAAACAUCGUCGAUUAAUGAGAAGCGUUUGCAAGAGAAAGCCUCGAUAUCUUCCACAGUCAGCAGAAGAGCUAUGAAUGAACAAAUAACAGUUGAUGGUACCGAAGGUGAAUUUUUUGAAAAUCCGUGUUAUAUGGAAUUUUUGAUGAAUUGGCUUAUGCACACAAAUCUGGAAUGUGUCAAGAGCACCUGCAUGAUGAGACUAACGACAGAGCAGCAAAUUGAGUUAAAUACAAAACAUGAAAGUUGUCAUCACGUUUCUAUGACAAUCAAUCACCUUCCUGCUUCGCAUUUUUUUGGAUCUGGUUUUGGUUUUACUCAAAAGAAAGCCUUCUGGGCAGCGAGCCGAAGUAUCGUAAGACGACUGUAUUAUGCGGGUUUUAUAACACCAAUUUUGUAUCACACGAUUGGGAAAUCUGGUAAGUCUGAAUUUUCCGGAAAGAUAAAACGUUGGAAAUGGAAAUUUUUUGAGUGGAAAAAGGAAUGGAAAUUUGUGAAAGAUACUGUGGAAUGCUUUAGAAAAACGAUGACAAUAAAAAUGCCACAUUGGAUUCAACUUACAAAGAAUGGAUUCAGUACUGAGGAAUUUGUGAAAAUGAUAGAUGAAGUACUUAAUGCGAAUCGACUCACAACGCAAAGGCGUGAAAUGAAGUUGAACGAACUUGUAAAAAGAAAGCGAAGUGGAGAUGAAUUAAAGACACAGUUGAUAGAAACAAAGAAAAACAGGGAUUCUUAUACAGAAGCGAAGACUGCUAAAACUGCAAUAACUAUUAAUAAAGACUUCAGUCACGAUGAUUGUGCUGCUGUGGAGCGAGUAAAAGUUAAACCAAUGAUUACACUUGAACAUCGUUCUGUUAAUAAUGGUAUACGUGGGAAUCUAGCUUAUCGUGAAAUUGCUGAUGAUGCGGAUGUAAUUCUAGAAGAAGAAGAGAUUCUGCCUCCUGUAAACAUACAUACUACAAGCGUGUCUUCGUCACCUUUUAGCAGUUCAGGAUCAAAAUAUGGAACUUUGUGCUCACUUUUAGGCGUCAGCUACGUCGAAGAAACAUUAGCCAUACGUAGUGUUAUUAAGGAAAAAAGGACGACAUUUGCAAAAGAAUUCAAGUCAUUUGAUGAACAUAUCUGGAGACAUUUUCAGAUCAAUGGGCAGGAUGACAGGACAUUUUCAUGGAAAAUGACAGUUCGGCAAAAGCUUUUAGCACUUGUUCGUCAGGUUUACAAGGAUUCUAACUUGAUUGCCGUUGGUUCGACGGUAAAUGGUUGCGGUUCAUAUAACUCAGAUAUGGAUUUAUGUAUUUGCCAGCCAUACAAAAAUCAUAGUUUUGAAGCCAAUAGAAGUUAUAGUAUACACGUUCUGAGGAAAUUGCAUAAGAAGUUUGUUACGGAUUGGCGUCAAAUGUUUAAAACCUGUCAAUAUAUACCAGCUAAAGUCCCAAUAAUAAAACUGGAGAUGGCUGCACCAUACGAAGAAUUGGAAAUAGAUAUUAAUUGUAAUAACGUAGCUGGAAUAUAUAAUUCACAUCUUCUUCACUAUUAUUCGAGGGUUGACGAUCGUUUCCCAGCAUUAUGUCUGCUCGUAAAGCACUGGGCUAUCAAUGCUGGUAUUAAUAAUGCAAUGAUGGGAACAUUGAAUAGUUAUUCACUUAUUUUGAUGGUCCUACAUUUCUUGCAAUGCGGAGCAUUACCACCGGUUUUGCCGAACCUUCAAUUCCUUUAUCCUUCUUUGUUCAAUGCAACUUGCAGUCUAGACAGUUUAGAACUGUUUCGAGAUCUGCCACAUCCAUUGCCACCUCGUGAAUUCAACACCGAAACUGUUGGUGAAUUGUUGAUAGCAUUUUUUGAUUAUUUCGCUCAUUUUGAUUUCAAAAAUAAAGCAAUAUCGAUUCGUAAUGGAUGCGUUUAUAGCAGGGAUCUGUUAGCAGACAAUACUAUGCGCUUUAAGAUAUUUAUCGAAGAACCGUAUGAUCAGAGAAACACGGCGCGCUGUGUGACAAGUAUUGAAAAUCUACAACUUAUAAGAGAAGCAUUUACAUCUGCGAGAAAUGCUUUUUUGCAAACCUGGGCUGGACCACCAAAUUUAGAAUGCAUCGGUGUUCACUAA